This is a messenger RNA of Plasmodium gonderi, 5379 nucleotides long. RefSeq names its product nucleoside diphosphate kinase. The record is from RefSeq and is a predicted model, not a curated record. Lineage: Eukaryota; Apicomplexa; Aconoidasida; Haemosporida; Plasmodiidae. The transcript is spliced from 7 exons. Gene Ontology annotation, molecular function: nucleoside diphosphate kinase activity. Gene Ontology annotation, biological process: GTP biosynthetic process; UTP biosynthetic process; CTP biosynthetic process. The coding region runs from base 1 to 5379 and encodes 1792 amino acids.
AUGAAAGACGAAAGAUGCAUUUUCAUUAUAUUACCAGAUGUUACCAGUAAUUUUAAAGACGAAGAAGUGCUAGAAAAACUGGAAGAUAAAAAUUUUAUCAUUUUAAAAAAGAAGAAAGUACACUUAACAGAAAAUGAAAUAAAAACAAUAUUAAACGAUAAGCCUGAUCAGUAUAGCAAUAUAAACGAGUUUUAUGAAUAUGUAGAAAGUGGGCUAUCAGUUAUCUCUUUGGUAGAGCAUAUCGACGGAGAUACACGAGCGAAGAUAAAUUCUCUAAUUAAAAGCACGUCUAUCUUGAUAAAGGAUGAGAACUACUUCGAAUGCUUAGAAUACCAGUGCAAUUUAAAAUGCAGAAAUAUUCCAUUCUAUUUUAGCAAAAAUGAUUGGUAUUUGAGCAGAGAUCUGAAUUAUUUUUUCCCUCCAACUGACAACAAUUUUUUGGAAAGAACAUUGAUAAUAUUAAAACCAGAUGUAAUAGAACAAAAUCAAAUAGGCGACAUAAUUAACGAUAUUUUGAAUUUCAAUUUGUUAAUCAUUUCUGUGAAGAGGGGGAUAUUAUCUGUCGAGAGGGCGAAUAAAUUGUACGAGUCUUCUGUUGGAAAGCCCUACUAUGAUGAUCUAAUACAAUUUAUGACCUCUGCGAAGGGAAUAGUUUGUCUAAUUAUAGAGGGAAAGAAUUGCAUAAACUUAGCGAAAAUUCUAUGCGGCCCAUGCUCGUCUAUGGUUUGCUUUCAUGACAUGCCGGAAGGUUGCCUAAAGAAAAAGUAUGGAACUUCUGCCAUGAGGAAUGCCGUGCAUACGCCUAAUGAGGACAAAAUAGACAAAGAAAUAAACCUCUUUUUUGGAGAAGAAAACUUUAACUGUGAAAAUAGUAUACUGUUAAUAAAGAAGAGUAUAUUUAAUCCAGAAAAAUUAAAUAAUUUCAGAGUGUACUUAGAAGAUUACGGAUUUAAAGUGUUAGAAGAGAAAUUAAUUUCGGUUAAUGAAAUUGUUUUAAAAAAUGUAAUGGAGGAUAGAAAUGAAAAAGAUAUAAAUGUUAAUGAAAAAACGCAGUAUAUAAUUAUAAUCGUUUCAAGAAUGAAUUGUAUUACCUCUUUGCAUUAUUUAAUGGGAGGAAGGAAUGUUAAGGAAUCGAAAAUAAAAAGACCUAAUAGUAUUAGGAGUAUAUUUAGCAAUAAUGAUAAUGAUAUUAUAUUUGUAAAGGAAAAAAAGAAAAUGAAUGAAUUAAUUAAACAGUACUUUAAUUUUGAAAAAUAUAAUGAAUCGAUUACAGUUGAUAUGGUAAAAAACUUUAUAUUCUGUAAAAAUGUUACACAUUUUAAGAAGGAAGAAGAAAAUAUCAAGUUAAGGGAUAUUUUGUUAGAAUGCUUAACCAACAUAUGUGAAUUAAAACCGACUGAAGAUUCAGCUAUAUUAUGGCUUACCGAGUGGUUCAGGCAGAAGAGGGAAGAAAUCGAAAUAGACAUAAAAAAGAAGGAGCAAAUGGAGAGAAAAUUAGGAAAUCUACAAGCACUGGGGGGUAAGAAAGACAAAGAGGGAAAAAAUAAUCAGUGUGGCAUGAACAAUUUGAAAAAUGAUAGUACCAAAGAUGGAAAAGAUAAUAAUAAAAGAGAAGGAAUGAGCGAAGCAAUUACUUUGAGUAAAACAUUAUGGGGACCAGAUAAUGAAGCAAAGAUACAACGAAAGGGAAAAAAAAAAAAAAUUAUCAUCAUACCAGAUAUUGAAGAUGGAGUCGAAAAUACACUGAUUGAUGAGGAUAAUGAUAGGGACAAAUUAAAAAUUAUAAAACAUCUGGAAAAGUUAGGUUAUAUUAAUUUAAAUAUUACCGAAUUGUGUAAAAAGGAAGAGAAAAAAAAUUCUUUGCUGGGGAAAAAAAUAGAAUACGCUAAAAAGAAAUACAAAAUGUUAACGGUAGAUUUAAUAAAACGAAUUUUGAAGGAGAAUUUGGACAAAAAUAAAUCUUACAAUAAUUACAUACUAACUGGUUUUUCUACUGUCAUAGAUUCGGCUUAUUUGGCAGAUGAAGACAUAGUGCAAACUUCCUUUUGCUUACUCCUUAUGGGGGAAGUGGCGCGCGUGCCUUCUGCAGAUAAAGCGGCAGAAGUGGAAGAAGUGAAAGAAGUGGUAGAAGUGGAAGAAGUGAAAGAAGUGAAAGAAGUGAAAGAAGUGGUAGAAGUGAAAGAAGUGGUAGAAGUGAAAGAAGUGAAAGAAGUGAAAGAAGUGGAAGAAGUGAAAGAAGUGGUAGAAGUGAAAGAAGUGGUAGAAGUGGCAGAAGUAGUAGAAGUGAAGGAAGCAGAUGAAGUGGAAGAAGUGGACGAAGAAGAAAACUCGUUUUUAUCACUCUUGCUCAGGAUGAAGGAAGGAAAAGGGAACACCUCCAACAGUCGCAGCAUUAAUGCAUUCCUGAAGCACUUCAUGAAUAAGGGAAAAAUAUUGGUGUAUAGAAACAAGAAAAACUUCUUUGCAGAAUUUGUUAAAAAUUUUGAAAAUGAGAUACUUAUCCUUUUUAAUGUGAAAAGGAAUGAUAUGACAAACGUGAUUGAUUUUUUGGUAGAAAAUUAUAACUAUUGUUUUGUUGACCAUGCUAGAUUAUUUAAUGAGGAGAAAAUGAAAAAGAAUAUAGGAAUAAAUCAGAUCGAAGAUAAUUUCUGCUCUUCUUUUUCUCCUCCUUCUUCUUCAUCUUCUUCCUCGACUAUGUUACUCUCCUUCCUUGUUGGAAAAUUAAAUUCUCUAAUUAGUAAGGAUCAUAAAAAGUUUAUUUUGUGUAAUUUUCCCUUUAACAAGCACCAAGUGGAAAUAUUAAAAGUUAAGACAAAUUCUAAGGUAAUAGUUUUUUAUUUUAAUUCUAAGGUGGGCAAAAAUAUAGGACAUGUGGAAUGGAGGGAGACACAAAAGGGUUUAUUUCAAAUUGGGAAUAACAAACAGAAAAAAAAAAAAGAAAAGUCUUCAGGUUGUAAAAGUGGUGAAGAUUUAAUAGUAGGAAUUAAAAAUAUGGCUAAAGAGAAAUAUUUCUACCAAUUUAAUAUGAAAAAUAAAACAGAAGAUCCGUCUACAAAUGUUCAUCGUCUAUUCGAUAUGUUAAACGUGAUAAAGAGGAGAGUUAUUCUCAUUUUUAAUUUAACUCCUAAGAACGUAGAUUUUAUUGGAUUAUAUUUACAAUAUCAAUAUCCCAGCAUUGCUUUUUGUGAUUUGAAUUUUAUGAGUCAUCAAAAUGGUACACCACCACCCAGUGAUGAACGACAUUCCAUGCGACACCUGCUUGAUGAGGUGUAUAUGGAAAAUAAACCGAAUUAUAAUAAUUCUAAGACGUUAGAUGAAAUAAUAAAUAAAAUGCAGAAUUUCGUUUCCACAAUUAAUGCACUCUAUUUUGUGUUUUCUGGUUUUCCAAGUUAUUUAGAGGUUGAAGACUACCGAAAACUGGAACUCUUUUUUGACGUAAAGCUGUGCAUGUUGGUGGUGCCAAGUGGGAUAGCGGCAAGGAUAGAAGCAGGGGUGGAUGCAGACAAGGACGGAGAAGGCAAGAUGGGCAAUCUUGACAAGUUUGACAUGCUUGACAUUUCUUCUGUUCAUUCGUCUCCCCUUCGAGGAAUGUUAUUUUACUUCGGCAGUAGAGGGAAUCUCUUGGUACUUGAUGUGGACGCACGCGAAGUUGUAUCCGAAGGAGAGACUUAUAAAGGCAUCAAAGGGGGAGAGUGUGUGAAAAAAGAAAAUGGAGAUACAAAAAUGGAAAAAGAUGAAGUAGAAGAGGAAAAAAAAAAUUUAGGCGAAGAUAAGGUUUCUGGUAUGAACCUUUUAUGGGAAAAUGGUAAAGAAAAAUGUAUAGAAGUUAAUUACAAUGAAAAAAAAAAAUUUUUGAAAAAAAUUGAGGACCGAAUUAAGCCCAAGCUAAUUUUCUACUAUGCACCAGACAUUUGUGACAUGAAAGAAUUUAUAAAAAGUAAAUGUGAAGAGGAUGAUAAAUAUGGAGAUUUAUUUCAUUGUUUGUUUUAUGAAGAUGUUUUAAAGGAGUUUAGUUGUAUCAUCGAAGGAAAAUCAGAAAGAUAUAUAAAAAAGCUUGUUGAAGGUCUAAAAAAAGAAAAAGAAAAAACGAUAAAUGAUAUUUAUGCAACAUAUUUAGAGGAAGUUACAAAGAACUCGAGUAAGUAUUUAUUUUCGAAUAUUGUAUUAUGUGAUGUACCACUUUGGAACGAUGUGUAUGAAAAUGGUGUUGACAAAUUUUCUCGCUUUAUUAAGUGUAAAAAGGUUAUUCAGUUUAUCCACUUCACAGAAGCAGAGGAAAUGUUUACAGCAUCUUCCAAUUAUUCUAUGGCCUUAAAUGAUAAUAAGGUGUUUCAAAACGGUUCGGUUGCGAAUAUCAAUAAUUUCACCUCUGCCUCUAAUGGAGAAAAGGUCCUUUCGAGGGGUACCACAAGUGGAGAUUCGGAUGUUGAUUUCUUAGAGGGCAGACAGGGAGACUUUGUUGAGACAUGGGGAACAGUAAACCGAAGAGAUGGAAAAUUAUUGAAGGGUCAGGGAAACGAUGGGUUGGAAGCAGAUGGAUUGGAAGCAGAUGGAUUGGGGGAAAAUGGUCUGGGGGCAAAUGAUAAGAGAGAAGGGGAAAAUAUACUAGAGAGUGAAAAAACACGAGCAGAUAACGAAAAUAGAGGAAGUUCAAAAGAUACGGAGAAAAUGCGCGAGUAUAACAAAAAGGCGAAAGAGAUACAAUGCCUGAUUUCACAAAAAUACACAGAUGUGGAAAUGACAACCAUUUAUAUAAACAAAAAAAUACCAAGAAAUAUAGACAAUUUGCUUUGUCCCAAAAUCAUGAUUCUGUUUGUUCCACAAAAUGAGAACUUACAAUUGUAUCUGUCUUCUUUGCUAUGUCUACAUUUAAAAAAUGUUACAUCUAUAUGUACUUCACAUCUCGUGAGUGAAGAAGUAAUAAAGGAAAAGAUAAAAAAUGGUGUAAUGUAUUUUGCAGGGGAACAGUUGCAAAAUGGAUUCAGCAAAAGCGGCAGUAUUGUAGAUGAUAAAAAAAUAGUUAAAAGAGUUUUUCAAUCCUUGAAUGAUAAAAUAAAAAAGGUAAACAAUAAUGUAGUUAUAACAGGAUUUCCAAUUAUACAGAAGAAAUAUAAUAAGAGUGAUUAUUUUGAGCAAUUUCGUUUUUUUAAACAAUUUAAAAUUGAAGGAAUUAUAUCCCUCUCUUUUGAUGAGAACUAUUUAAAGCAUACCAAAUCUAACUGUGUACCUAAUGAUAUGUACCUCAGCAAACAUGAUGAAAUAACUGAACUAAUAAAGAAGGAAUUCAGCUCCACGCAUAAAUUAUAUUUUAGCAAAAUAGGCAGUAAGAGAGACUUAGAACGUGUGCUUGGAGAGCUUAAGGUUUUUAUUUCUUUCUGA